AUGCGGGUUUACUGUCGGUUCGCACCACCGUGCGCGCUUGCGACAUCGAGUGUGGAGCACGAGAAGCCGGACGCACACGCAUCUUUGCUGCCACCCCCCAUGCUGCUGUUGUCGCUGCGGGGAGACAGUGGAGGCGGACAACACACAGUUAUACUGGCAGACCCUCGCACCGGCAGCAUGGCCUCGUCUACGUGUCGCCGUGUCUUCCUCCCUCCGUGUAUGCCGCCCGGUGUAGGCGGCGCCCCGCUGUCAACCACCGAUGCGUCCCCAUGCACGGCAAAGGGGAAAAAUCAACAGGAGGAACUGUUUGACGAAAUUGUUCGUCCCUUGUUGGGUGAUUUGAUUUCCGGCAAGCCGUGUACGUUUCUUGCCUACGGGCAGACAGCAACAGGGAAAACGUAUACGAUGUUUGGGCCGAACGCUGGCGGCGACGACAGCGCUCCUCGGCGGCAGAAAAAAGAACUUGGAAUAAUUACGCGUGGUGAAGCCGACACACUUGGUCAGGAAGAAGAGGAAGAGGAAGAAGGAAUUGUACCGCGACUGCUCCGUGCCAUCUUUGUCGCACCUGGUGCUGCUGUUGAGCAGCAACGACCCGUCGUUGCUGCGGUGGAUUUAUCGUGUCUAGAGGUGUACAACGAAUGCGUUACCGACCUGGUGGCUCUUUUGCUGCAGCAGCAUUCAAGGAAGGCAGCUACUUUCAAGAAGAAGGACAGAAGCUGCGGCGCUGUGUGCGACGACGUUGUCGGCGAGGCAGCGUGGCAGGCGUGGCUGCGGUACGAGCAGCGGGGCCGCCCGGAGGAGGGGCGCGGCACCUUGUGGAGCUCAGCAUUUGAAACGACGGCGCCGCUCGGGCCCGCUGCAAUGGAGGCGGUGCCACAAAAGGUGAUGUACAGGGCGACUGAAAAGGCAAAAGUGAUGCGGUCUGUGCUGCGACUUCGGUGUGAGUCCGCGGCGGAGUGCGGUGCCCUGCUGCGCGAAGUGCUGGCGCUGCGAAAUCGCAGCCAAACAGAGCGGAAUCUCCGUUCCUCACGGAGUCAUUUAGUGCUGCGGCUUGGGCUUCGCGGUGCUGCGGAGGGGGCGGACCCAAUUGGCGAGUCUGUUUUUGUCGACCUCGCCGGGUCAGAGACGUACCGGGAUCAGGUGUGGGCUGCUGGCGACGUCGCCACGGAGUAUGACGCUGCCAUGGCGCUCCCAUCGCCGCUGCAGGCGUCGCUGACCGAUGCUCCCCUCGCGGCGUCAACCUUCACCUCAAACCGUUGCGACAGCAGUGGUCUGACGGCGGUGCAGCGCGGUGUCCUCCGCACAUGCGAGAUGCGGCACAUCAACGUUUCCCUUCUAGCGCUGCGCAAAGUGGUGCGGGCUCUUCAAGCCGCCACCGCUUCCGCCUCCUCCACUUCUUCUUCUUCCUUUUUGUCGUCUGUCAGGCGUGUUCCUUUCAGAGACAGCAUGCUCACCACCAUCCUGGAGCCGUUUCUUACCCCUGGCGCAGCGUCGGCCGUGACGUGGGUGGUGUGCUGCUCAUGCAGACAGUGUGACUUCCACGAGACCGUAGAGUCGCUCCGCCUGGGCGCAGAGGCCGCCGCCACAGCCACAUGUGUGCAGCUUUGCCCACCCUUUCCUUUUGCGCGUGUUGCACAGGAAGGUGAUAGGGGCAGUGUGGCUAGCAGCAAUCGAGGCACCAGCGUAGAGGCGCUAGUGGGCACAAGAGAUGCGCCUCCUGAUCGAAACGUGUCCCAAGCAGAUAUUGCGGCAACUGGCCCCGUUAUUCAACGGGGCCGCGGCAAGACGCUUUUCGACCCAGCGGUGGUGGCAUUGUCCGUGGAGGGGUCAGGUGGUGGCCGUUGUCGAUGUUCAGGUGAUACGGAGGAACACAACGGUAGCGAGGGAGAAGGGAGAGACGAAUUGGCGGCAUACAAGCAGUACGCACUCCAGCUACUUGAGCAGUGUACGACACUAUGCGAACGCUACGAUGAGUGUGUGGGAGAACUUGUCCGCACCAAACAGGCCAUGGCGUCGCGCGACCGCGAAAUCGACCGGCUUCGGAAGGCAUUGACAGAAAAUGGCGGUCAGCAGAAACUCUUGGAGGGGCCAGCGUCACCGCCAUUGCCGACAUCCAUCGCACCGGAUGAGAACCUCCCGCCGGAGCCCCCUGCAUGGCUGCGCAAAGGUGUGAUGUCUUCGAAAAGGAAUGAUAUCGCGUCACUGUUGUGCGGUAGUUGCGCCGUGCAGAAGAAGCCAUCACCCGUCGUCACAAGCGAAGCAGUAGACGUGGUGGGGGCUGGCGCAGAAGAAGUGGCAGCAGCAGCAGCAGAGGAGGAUCUGUUUGUGGAAUCUAUCCUUAAGCGUUGCUGCGUUCAACACGAUCCCGCACCUGUUGCUUGUAAACCUAGUGAGGCCUCCGUGCGGGAUGGCAAGCGCAAUGCACUGUUAUUGACGCCCUCUGUUUCCACCACCAUCGCCACGACGAGUGGUGAGGUGGCAGCUCCUUCCGAGAGUGCCUACAGCAUGCGAACCCCGCACCGCACAGGAGGAGGUUCUUCAAGUCUUUUGAAGGGGCAGAAUCGUCGUGAGCACGUUGUGUCAUUUGUUUCCCCCAGUAGUCACGGCGCCGUGCCGCUGACACAGCUGGCGGAGAACCGUCACCCGCGCCGGAUGUUUCCUCCGCCAUCACGUUCUGCGCUUUGCAUUCAAUCGACUGUAUCGCAGAGGAAACCACCGUUCGAGGCCCUUGUCACCGCAGACACACAGGCAAUUGCUGGAGCACAUGCAGACGGUGAUGUCAGAAUUCUCCAGCAGUUGCUGUUGCGGGGUGCAGCCCUUGUUGGAGGGGCUUCGCAGAAGCCCCUCGUUGAGGAAGGCAAUGAAGAAGAAGCAUGA
This is a messenger RNA of Trypanosoma rangeli, 2877 nucleotides long. RefSeq names its product putative kinesin. Gene Ontology annotation, molecular function: microtubule motor activity; ATP hydrolysis activity; microtubule binding. The record is from RefSeq and is a predicted model, not a curated record. NCBI's taxonomy places the organism in Eukaryota, Euglenozoa, Kinetoplastea, Trypanosomatida, Trypanosomatidae. The transcript has a single exon. Gene Ontology annotation, biological process: microtubule-based movement. Bases 1 to 2877 code for a protein of 958 amino acids. Gene Ontology annotation, cellular component: microtubule; kinesin complex.